Effrenium voratum is the source of this 835-nucleotide messenger RNA. The record is from the annotation of a GenBank genome assembly. Lineage: Eukaryota; Dinophyceae; Suessiales; Symbiodiniaceae.
GCAGUAACGUGACCAAGGCAGACCUAGCUGCCGCUGUCGUGGAGCAGCUGUGUGGGCUCCAAAGCUGCGCAGAGCCGAGCAGUUCUUCAACUCCUGCGGUCACAAUUGCGCGCUUGCGAGAAGUGGUCGCGGCCAAAGGAGACCAGGGGCCUGCUGCGCUGCGGGCGCUGCUUCGCCCGCUGAAGCUUCGAGAUGCCAGCCCAUCGCUGACGGGCUUGGCCACAGAUCUUGGCGUCGAUGUCACGGGGCUGACGCGCCACGCCAUCAUCCAGCGAUUGGAGACUUUGGAAGCGCGGAUCGAAGUUACUCUGGGGGAGGAUCAAUGUGCUGAGUUUCGCCAUGGGUUGCUCGCAGUCUUCUUGGGCAUCACAGUGGAAGCGGUGGCUGGCAAACAUUUGUCAGCACGGGACGAGCUGCAGUUGUUGGACGCCAAACUGUCUGAAGCAGCGGCGUGUGUCCCAGACAUGGAGCAAUGGCUGCCGCAGUCUAUCCCGCCAUCGUGGACAGCCGCUGUGACACGCUUGCAGGAGACCACAAUGCCGCGUUUGUCUUGGCCCGCGCAGCAUGCUCUGCUUGCGGUUGUGUCGAGUGCUCGCUGGAAUGAGCGCAGAGGCUGGUGGCGUUUGGCUGGCGCUUCCGACUGUGCUGACCCCAUCGAUGUUGCUGAGCGGCUAUGGGCUUUGGCCACUCUGGAGCAGGAGGCGGCAUCGGAAGAGACAGAUGGCUUCAAGGAUCGCAAGGAAGCGUUGGAGGCAGUGCUCUCGGCGGUGCAGCACAAAUACUCCAGCCGUAGCUUCGACGAUGGAGACAAGAUCGUGCUCCGUGCCUUCAUGAG